AGGUGGAGACAGGGUAGACGGGAACACAAAGUCCACUUGAGUGUGAGUCCCAGCCCAGUGCCUUCACUGAGCCCAGAUCCUCAUCUCCCCUGCUGUGGGGCUCAGCAUGGGACAAGCGAUGCACUGAUGAGCCACCAGUGCACCCCACAUUGGAACCUGCAUUGGAAAUUAUCUCCUAAGUAGAUACUCCCUUCCAAACUGGGGAUGUAGGACUUGCAAACUAGAAAAUGCCAGGUCUGAGAGAGAGGGAAGAACAAGUACAGCAAUACACAGAGCUCUGUGUAUUCAGAGGGAAGUUGGCAGGGUUGUGUUCGGGCAGAGAAACUCCGAGUGGUACAAAGGGACGUGCCCAGAGUGGAGAAAUCAUGCUAAUUGUCUGCACCAGAGCUGGAGAAUGUCACCCGAAAUGAAGAGAGAAAGGGGAGCCCUGUCCAGAGCCUCCAGGGCCCUGCGCCUCACUCCUUUUGUCUACCUUCUUCUGAUCCAGACAGACCCCCUGGAGGGAGUAAACAUCACCAGUCCAGUACGCCUGAUCCAUGGCACUGUGGGGAAGUCGGCCCUGCUCUCUGUGCAGUACAGCAGCACCAGCAGUGACAAGCCUGUAGUGAAGUGGCAGCUGAAGCGUGACAAGCCAGUGACUGUGGUGCAGUCCAUCGGCACAGAGAUCAUCGGCACCCUGAGGACUGACUAUCGAGACCGUAUCCGACUCUUCGAAAAUGGCUCCCUGCUUCUCAGCGACCUGCAGCUGGCUGAUGAGGGCACCUAUGAGGUUGAAAUCUCCAUCACUGAUGACACCUUCACUGGGGAGAAGACCAUCAACCUCACUGUGGAUGUGCCCAUUUCGAGGCCGCAGGUGUUAGUAGCUUCGACCACUGUGCUGGAGCUCAGCGAGGCCUUCACCCUGAACUGCUCACACGAGAACGGCACCAAGCCCAGCUACACCUGGCUAAAGGAUGGCAAGCCCCUCCUCAAUGACUCGCGAAUGCUCCUGUCCCCUGACCAAAAGGUGCUCACCAUCACCCGUGUGCUCAUGGAGGACGAUGACUUGUACAGCUGUGUGGUGGAGAACCCCAUCAGCCAGGGCCGCAGCUUGCCCAUCAAGAUCACCGUGUACAGAAGAAGCUCCCUUUACAUCAUCUUGUCUACAGGAGGCAUCUUCCUCCUUGUGACCUUGGUGACAGUCUGUGCCUGCUGGAAACCCUCCAAAAAGUCGGGGAAGCAGAGGAAGCUGGAGAAGCAAAGCUCCCUGGAAUACAUGGAUCAGAAUGAUGACCGCCUGAAAGCAGAAGCAGACACGCUACCACGAAGUGGAGAGCAGGAGCGGAAGAACCCCAUGGCACUCUAUAUCCUGAAGGACAAGGACUCCCCGGAGCCCGAGGACAGCCCCGCCCCGGAGCCUCGGAGCGCGACCGAGCCCGGCCCGCCCGGCUACUCCGUGUCGCCCGCUAUGCCCGGCCGCUCGCCGGGGCUGCCCAUCCGCUCCGCCCGCCGCUACCCGCGCUCCCCGGCUCGCUCCCCCGCCACCGGCCGGACGCACACGUCGCCGCCCCGGGCCCCGAGCUCGCCCGGCCGCUCGCGCAGCGCUUCGCGCACACUGCGGACUGCGGGCGUGCACAUAAUCCGCGAGCAAGACGAGGCUGGUCCGGUGGAGAUCAGCGCCUGAGCAGCCUCGGGGCUCCCCCACGAGGCGCCAGCGGCCUGCGGGCCCGGGGGAGGACCGAGAAGCCGGGGCGCAGCGUGCUAGAGGUCCCGGUGGGGCCGCUGGUGUGUUGGGGCUGGACGUGUGUGAGCAUGCGCAGAUGGGAGGGGUUGCAGUGGGCGGCCGCGGAGUGUUGAUCUGGUGGUUAAACCGGGUCGCGUUUGCCCCUGGUUUACUGGCUGUGUUCUCAGUGGGUAUGGGUUGUGCCUUGUUAGGACCACGUAGAUUAUUAAAUUUCUGGCCCAAUCCCCAAAA
Messenger RNA from Carlito syrichta (Philippine tarsier), 1954 nucleotides. RefSeq names its product hepatic and glial cell adhesion molecule (gene HEPACAM). Lineage: Eukaryota; Metazoa; Chordata; Mammalia; Primates; Tarsiidae. Bases 395 to 1663 code for a protein of 422 amino acids. The record is from RefSeq and is a predicted model, not a curated record. The transcript has 7 exons.